This is a messenger RNA of Salmo salar (Atlantic salmon), 3869 nucleotides long. RefSeq names its product protein zer-1 homolog. Gene Ontology annotation, cellular component: Cul2-RING ubiquitin ligase complex. The record is from RefSeq and is a predicted model, not a curated record. NCBI's taxonomy places the organism in Eukaryota, Metazoa, Chordata, Actinopteri, Salmoniformes, Salmonidae. Gene Ontology annotation, molecular function: protein binding.
GAAGCAGGAAGCAAUUCAUAACAACACAGAUGAACCGGAAGAGGAGGUUGUUUUGUUGACAUCAGACGAACACAAGAAACAGGAGAAUAUAAAUGAUAAAACAAUAAAUUAAUUGAAUCAACCAAAGAACUACCCGUGUGCAAAGCUAAGCAGCUUCUUGUAGACCUAACCCCGGAGUUGGGGAGGUCUUGAGCACACUGCCUCUUCUGUGACCACCUCAUCUAUCCCGAUGCUUACCCUUUGAGAGCUGCCCGGCACCUACCUCCUGAGGCCACCUGCUUUGCCCUGUUGUCAAACAGAGGGGAAGUGAGAAGCAGCAGCCGACAUGGCAGCCAAGGCAGGGGACAACCCCGACAGCCUCAUGGCACUGACCACAGCCUUCUGCCUGAGGAACCUGAGGAGGACCAUGUGCUACCUGGGAGAGAGGAACAAGCUCUGCCUGUGCUCAGACAUCUUCCUGCCCAGCGAGAUCUGUGACAAGCUGGUCAACACAUACAUGGAGCUGGUCCAUAUGGACAGUAACUUUGAGCCGCAGGACGGCUUCUUCCAGCUGUUCUCGGACCCGCACAGCACCAGGCUCACCCGGGUACAGCUGAGGGAGGACUUUGUGCGUGACAGGGACCUGGAGGGCAUUGGGAAACAGGACUUGAUAGAGCUCCACCUCACCUACUGCAACAACCUAUCAGCUCACAGCCUCAGGACUUUAACCAGAUUCCGCCAGACCCUGGUCUCCCUUAGCCUGUUCGGCUGCAGCCGCAUCUUCUAUCGCAAGGGUGGUGCCCCACUGGCAUGCGACGAGGAAGAUGAGGAAGAGAGGCCGGCCUCCAGACAGGCACCGGACACAGACUUCAGCUUCCAGGGCUUCAACCGGCUGCGGCUGCUCAACCUCGGGGGUCUGCCUGAGGAGGUGGACGCUGAGGCUCUGCUCAAGCCCCUGCCGGCCCUCACCUCCCUAGACCUGUCCGGGGUGCCGCUGCCCAAGGCUGCCUUCCUGGCCCACUGGAAGGAGAGGCUGGCCUCACUAGUGCUCUACAAUGUGGACCUCUCCGAGGAGAUAAUCAACACAGUGGUGGAGCUGGGACACCUCAGGCACCUGGAUAUCUCCAGAGAGUGCACCUCCAAGUUCAAGAUGACCCGUAAGAUCCUGACGGCCAUUGUGCAGGGCCUAGUCAACCUGGUAUCACUGGACAUCUCAGGUCAUAUCAUGCUGGACAACUGCACAGUCCCACACUUCGAGGAGGCCAUGGGACGUCCAAGUAUCGAGCCCUGCAAGAGCAGCAUCUACCCUUUCCAGGAGCUAAAGAGGCCUCUGCAGUUUCUGGGGCUCUACAACACCACCCUUUGUAAUGUGACACACAUCCCUGCUUACAAGGUCACAGGCUCUAAGAAUGAAGACCAGGUCCUGAAUGCCAUCGAGGUCUACACAGAGUUCCGCCCGGAGCUGGCCCACCGAGCGAUCAACCAGCUGUUUGAUAUCGCCAGGAUACAGCAUUGCAGCCAGCUAUUGCGGGCACUGCAGCUGGUGAUCGCUGCACUGAAGUGCCACAAGUACGACAAGAGCGUCCAGGUGACGGGCAGCGCGGCCCUCUUCUACCUGACCAACACAGAGUACCGCAGUGACCAGAGUGUGCGGUUGCGCCGGCAGGUCAUCCAGGUGGUGCUCAACGGCAUGGAGCAGUACCAGGAGGUCACGGUCCAGAGGAACUGCUGCCUGACACUGUGUAACUUCAGCAUCCCUGAGGAGCUGGAGUUCCAGUACGGCCGGGUCAACCUGCUGCUGCUGAAGAUCCUGGAGCCAGCCCGGCAGGAUGAGUCCAUCCAGCGCAUCGCCGUGCACCUCUGCAACGCCCUGGUCUGCCAGGUGGACAACCACCACAAGGAGGCUGUGGGCAAGAUGGGCUUCGUCAAGACAAUGUUGAAUCUCAUCCAGAAAAAGCUACAGGACAGGAUGUGUGACCAGGUGAUGGAGUUCUCCUGGAGUGCCCUGUGGAACAUCACUGACGAGACGCCAGACAACUGUCAGAUGUUCCUUAACUGCAAGGGCAUGGGCCUCUUCCUGGACUGCCUGAAGGAGUUUCCAGACAAGCAGGAGCUCCACCGUAACAUGCUGGGCCUGCUGGGUAAUGUGGCAGAAGUGAGAGCUCUGCGACCACAACUCCUCACCCCACAGUUCAUCUCUGUCUUCAGUAACCUGCUGGACAGCAAGGCAGAUGGGAUUGAGGUGUCCUAUAAUGCGUGCGGGGUGCUGUCCCACAUCGUGUUUGAUGGGCCAGAGGCGUGGGCCAUGGAAGAGCCACUGAGGGACACGGUCAUGGACAAGAUGAUGGACGCUAUCCAGAGCUGGGACGUCACCUCCCGCCGGAAUAUCAACUACAGAUCCUUUGAACCCAUCUUGCGCCUGCUUCCCCAGAGCAUUGCCCCAGUCAGUCAGCACUGGGCCACGUGGGCACUCUUCAACCUGGUGUCGGUCUACCCGAGUAAGUACUGCCCUCUGCUGAUAAAAGAUGGAGGGAUUGUUCUCCUGGAGAAGGUGCUGGAGCUCCAGACAUCACAUGAAGAGACCAAGGACAUGGCACGGAAGGUGAUGGAGCAGUGUGAGAACUUCAAAGAAGAUCCCAUGGAAACGACGAGGUAGACAACGGCCAACAGAGGACGACGUCAGGAGAGCAGUACCACUAGACGAACAAAAAGGCAAAACUUCAUAGGAACCCUUCACUAUCUUCUCACCACAAGUGUCAAUUGUGUGCAUCAAUUUACUGUAGAGCAGAACAACUGUUCUUUGCCUCUCAGCCAGGCUUUCUGGACAGAACCUUGUUAUGCGACACUAUUAGGAAGUUGAGAUGUGGUGCACGGAGUUGGUGUGUCUGUGUGUGUGUGUGUGUGUGUGUGUGUGUGUGCGCGCGCAUGUGUGUGUGUUGCACACACAUGAUAAGCAUAAUUUGUAUAAUGUAUUUGUGUUCAUUUAUUGAUUUGUUUUGCUUUUUGGUGGGUGUGCUUGUCCUCGUUUGGGUGUGAGUGUGCUAGAGUGUGUUUGCGUGUGUAAUGAGUGUGUGUAAUAAGAGUGUGUGUGUGUGUGUGUGUGUGUGGAAGGACGUAUGUGUGUUAUAAUAAGGAUCAAAACACCAGGGAGAUGUUUGCCUCUGAAAAAUAGGAAACAAAAAUGGAGGUUGUUAUGGUAUUUUUCCCACCUUAGUCUGUUAUAUUGGGUCUCCGUUGUAUAAGCUUAAUUUCCAACACAGCGCCGUCAACGCCCAUCAUGCUCCUUCUCAGAAUCCUCAGUCCACAGCAAUUUCUGAUGCAGAAAUUUCAAAUGGAUGACGCCAUGAGGUGUGGACGGUCGAUUAGUUUUAUCCCAAACAGCACUGAUCUGUGGACAGUUGUUAUUGAGCAGUGAAGUUGCCAUGUCUGUGGAUGCAUCUCUAUCCCACACUGAUCGAGAGCGUGACCGUGGAGGUGUGUAGCCGUGACAAGGACCCCAGUAGAAGUCUUCCUAGAUCCUGUGGCAUGGGGAAGGACUUUUUGUUUUUCGUUGUACGUAUUUGGAGUUGCCAUCUGUCCCAUCAUUGUUUAUGUCAGUUUUUUUGCUAUAUAAUUAUAAACAUUCCUAUGAUUUAAUCUGUAAAUCUAGGCUUUGUUCCCCAUUCCUUAGAUAUAUAACCCACAAAGGAGCUGAAUGAUGAGAAACAAAUCAGGAAGGACUAUACUAUUAGGGGUUUUGGAAUCUCAACCAAAAAAUGCCCAUGUUCUUAAAUGUUAAGGAAAAUCUGAAGGUGGAUGAUUUUAGCUUUGUGUCUUUCAUGUAUAUGGAUACAAUGCCCUCAACCAUAAAGUCUUAGUGUCAUAUAUUUAGAUUUGACACAUUUAGGAAA